AUGUUGCUUUCAGCCAAGUUCUAUAUUAUCAUAGGUAUUAUAAUAGUAUUGACUGUAGUUUUUGAUCAUGCUGAUGAUAGUUUGGCCAAAAAAGAUAUGGAACAAAAAAUACUUCAAUCGUUGUCACCUCAAUGCUUUCAACAUUUAUUGAAAAUCAGCGCUAAUCAAAAUUCCAGUCUUACCUCAUUAAAUGCGUUGGACGCAUUUUAUCCUUCAUUUGGACAUGGCAAAUCUAAUGAAUUUAUGACAGAUAGCAGAUUUAUGUAUCGAAUGUUGCUUUGUUUCAAAUUAGCCGGUGAGGAAAGAUUUUUAGUUUCCAAAUAUCCGACAACAUUUUGUUAUCGUUAUGAUCCAAAACAAUAUCGAUCUAUUGCACAUACUAUUUGCAUUCCAAAAUCUUGCUUAAAUGAACAAUAUCAGUUUUGGGAUAUCUAUGAGAAAGCAUCCGGUAUUGGAUUACCAAAAAAUCAUACCACAUCUUUGAUAUGUAUUCAUUCACGCCGUUCAUUACAAUGGUACAAUAAACCAUUACCUGUUAUCAUCAUUUCUUUCAAUAUACUGUUAUGGUUGAUUGCUUCAUUUUCAACUAUUUAUCAUAUUUUAAGUGGUCCUGGAACAAAAACAAUAAAAGAGCAAAUUUUUCUUGCCUUAUCAUUGAAGCAAAAUAUUUGUAUGUUAUUUAAAAUGCCUAAAAAUCAUUCAAAAAUGAUAACGUGUAUGUUUGGAAUACGAUUCUUAACAAUGAUUUGGAUUGUUAUUGGUCAUAUGUUUGCUUUUGUUGCUCCAUAUAUUAAUAAUGUUGACGAGUAUUAUCAUGAUAUCGCUGAUAAUUUUGGUAAUCAAUGGCUUGCAAAUUUUCUUCUUUCUGUUGAUGUAUUUUUGGUACUUGGCGGAACAGUAAAUGCAUACGGGUUUUUUCAAAAUUACGAAGGAAUGGCAAUAAAACCAACAUGGAAAUCUUCAAAAUUUUGGUUAAAUUUCUAUGUGCAUCGAAUUAUUCGUUUAUGGCCAGCUUAUUGUUAUACUAUAAUAUUCUUAUAUUUCCUUACCAGUUCGCAUUAUGAAGAUUUAUGGCCUGAAAUUGAUUAUACUACACAGUGUUCCAAAUAUUGGUGGCAAAAUUUGUUACUCAUAGGCAGUUUAUUUGAACAUCGUUGUAUGGGAUGGGCAUGGUAUAUAAGUACUGAAUUUAUCUUUUACCUCUUAUCUCCCAUAUUUCUACUAACGCUUAGUCAAAAUCAGAAGCGAGGUUAUCUGUUAUCCAUUCUUUGCAUCUUCUUAUCAGAUGCAGGCCGAGCUUUUGUAAUGAUUGCGUACAAUAUGCCACCAACACAACUUGGCUGGAACAGACCUCCUAUCUAUAAUUCCAAUUUUAUGGAGCAAUUCAUUGUGAUGUAUAUCAAACCUCAAUAUCGUGCAGCACCAUAUAUUAUUGGUCUAUUACUUGGCCAUCAUUUGGCUAAAAUUCAAGCCAGAAAAGUUGACAAUAAACAACAUUCAGCUAUUUUUAUUACCUGUGGUUGGAUUUCGGCAAUUUUUCUUGCUUUUAUUAGUAUAUACGGUCUUUAUCCAAUUUUAAUCAAUUUAAAUUGGAAGCUUUAUUAUCUAAUUUAUGGAGCUUUUCAUCGUACAACAUUUGCCAUUGCAAUUGCUUGGCUAAUUUAUGCUUGUCAUACUGGAUAUGGCAGUUUUAUUAAUGCAAUUCUUAGUUUUAAAUUAUUUUUACCACUCUCUAUGUUAUGCUAUUCGGUUUAUCUCAUUCAUUUGGUCGUGAUAUUUGCAUCUUAUAUGUCUAUAACUUUUCCUUAUGAUUAUAAAACCAAAUCGCAAUUUUUGAAUACUGCUCUAAUUAAUUUAUUCUUUGCUUAUUUGCUUGGUUUUCAAGCUUCAAUGCUUUCCGAAUUUCCAUUCUUAAAUAUAGAACGCUCUAUACGAAAUUAUUAUAAGGAAAAAUUACGAGUAAGGACAGGAAACUAA
Molecule: messenger RNA, 1977 nt
Organism: Cercopithifilaria johnstoni
Lineage: Eukaryota; Metazoa; Nematoda; Chromadorea; Rhabditida; Onchocercidae
Source: the annotation of a GenBank genome assembly